Messenger RNA from Spea bombifrons (plains spadefoot toad), 2806 nucleotides. RefSeq names its product protein kinase C delta (gene PRKCD). The coding region runs from base 280 to 2334 and encodes 684 amino acids. Lineage: Eukaryota; Metazoa; Chordata; Amphibia; Anura; Pelobatidae. The record is from RefSeq and is a predicted model, not a curated record. The transcript has 18 exons. Gene Ontology annotation, biological process: protein phosphorylation. Gene Ontology annotation, molecular function: ATP binding; diacylglycerol-dependent serine/threonine kinase activity.
GCAGCGGGGUCAGGGAAGGAGAGAUUAAAUAGUACAACGUAAAAGAGGUAGAUAUCCGAGCCACGGCAUUGACCGAGGAGAGGCAGGCCACAGGGAACCGGGGGGGGGAAGAUAUAGGGGGUGGCGCCUGACGGAGGGAGGUAGUAGCUAGGCAGGGAGGGGGAGUCCCAGCAGAGCUCACAUUGAGCGGAAUAAGGAAGCGGCGUUAAACCGGGGACCCCCGCCCAGGACCCGACGGCCAGCACCUGAGAGCCUCCAGCGAGCCUGACAGGCUGCACGAUGGCUCCGUUCCUGCGUAUCUCUUUUAUCGCCUAUGAACUUGGCCCUGUGCCAAAUCAGUCUGAGAUAUUGCAGCCCUUUUGUGCGGUGAAGGUGAAGGAGUCACUCACCACAGAGAGAGGUAAAACUUUAGUGCAGAAGAAGCCCACCAUGUAUCCAGACUGGAAGUCCGCAUUUGACGCUCAUAUCCAUGAGGGUCGGGUGAUACAGAUAGUGUUGAUGAAGGCACCUGAGGACCCCCUGUCUGAGGCCACUGUGGGGGUCUCCGUUCUGGCUGAACAAUGCAAGAAGGGGAAUGGCAAAUCCGAGUUCUGGCUUGAUCUGCAGCCUCAGGCCAAAGUACUGGUGUCGGUGCAGUACUUCUUGGAAGACUCAGAUUGUAAGCAGUCAGUCAGAGAUGAUGAGGGCCUCGUGACAAUAAACAGAAGAAGAGGAGCCAUCAAACAGGCCAAAAUACACUACGUCAAGAACCAUGAGUUUAUCGCCAUAUUUUUUAAUCAGCCAACCUUCUGCUCUGUCUGCAAGGAUUUUGUAUGGGGCUUGAACAAGCAGGGCUACAAAUGUAGACAAUGCAAUGCCGCGAUACACAAGAAAUGCAUCGACAAGAUCAUUGGCAGGUGUACAGGCACCGCUACAAACAGCCGGGACACCAUGUUCCAGAAGGAACGCUUUAACAUCGAUAUGCCUCACAGAUUCAAAGUUUACAAUUACAAGAGCCCCACCUUUUGCGAUCAUUGUGGUAGCUUGUUGUGGGGCCUGGUGAAGCAAGGGUUAAAAUGUGAUGAGUGUGGCAUGAACGUUCAUCACAGGUGUCAGAAAAAAGUUGCCAACUUAUGCGGCAUCAAUCAGAAGCUUCUAGCGGAGGCGCUGAAUCAAGUCAGCAUGAAAUCAAGCAGAAAAUCUGAUUCAGGCUUGGAGAACUGUGCUAUAUACCAAGGUGUGCUUCCAAAGCCAGGAGCGACUGGAGCCGAUGCUAUUGAUCAUCAGUACGGUAAGUUGUGGGAGGGGAGCACCCCUCAGCCUUCGAUGCGUGUUUCCAGCCUGAGCAACCGAUUAACUGUAGAGAAGUUUACAUUCCAUAAAGUCCUCGGAAAAGGCAGCUUUGGCAAGGUGCUUCUGGCUGAACUCAAAGGCAAGAAUGAGUUCUUUGCAGUGAAAGUGUUGAAGAAGGAUGUGGUCCUGAUUGAUGAUGAUAUAGAAUGCACUAUGGUGGAGAAACGUGUGCUGGCGUUGGCCUGGGAGAACCCUUUCCUCACCCAUACCUACUGCACGUUCCAGACUAAGGAACAUCUCUUUUUUGUUAUGGAGUUUCUAAACGGUGGAGACUUGAUGUUUCACAUACAAGACAAGGGCCGCUUUGAUCUCUACAGAGCCACGUUCUAUGCAGCUGAAAUAGUCUGUGGGUUACAGUUCCUUCACACCAAGGGUAUAAUCUACAGAGAUCUGAAACUGGACAAUGUGAUGUUGGACAGAGAAGGUCACAUCAAGAUUGCAGACUUUGGCAUGUGCAAAGAAAAUGUAUUUGGAGACAGUAAGGCCAGCACUUUUUGUGGGACCCCGGACUAUAUUGCACCAGAGAUCUUGCAAGGGCUGAAGUACACGUUCUCUGUAGACUGGUGGUCCUUUGGAGUUCUGCUGUAUGAGAUGUUGAUUGGACAGUCCCCCUUCCAUGGGGAUGAUGAGGAUGAGCUCUUUGAGUCUAUUCGCGUGGACACACCUCACUUUCCACGUUGGAUCACAAAGGAAUCAAAAGACAUCCUGGAAAAGUUUUUUGAAAGGGACCCUCAAAAGAGAUUAGGGGUAACUGGAAAUAUCAAAUUACACCCAUUUUUCAAGACCAUCAAUUGGACUGCACUGGAAAAGAAGGAGCUGGAACCUCCCUUCAAACCUAAAGUGAAAUCUCCAGGCGACUAUACAAACUUUGACCGCGAGUUUCUGAGUGAAAAGCCACGAUUAUCCUACUGUGACAAAAACCUCAUAGAUUCUAUAGACCAGUCUGCAUUUCAUGGCUUCUCCUUUAUUAACCCCAAGAUGGACCGGCUUCUGGAAAAAUAAUGGUUUUCGCCCCCCUUUUACCUCCGAGCUGGAGAUACACACCAGAUGGAGGACCGACCUGUAUUCAGAAUUGCCUCAUUGCGGUCACAGGUUCCUUUAUCAUGUAACAAUUUCACUCCCUGUAAUACCAGUGAUUGCUAGGCUGGCUGCAAGUGGUGCCUGUUUUUAGAACUUUAACCUUUUGAGUGCCAAAAGGGUGUGAACACUGCUUUGUGUACUGCAUUGCUCAAAAGGUUAACACUCCCUUAUAAAAGAAUCCGCUGUAGUGAUACCCCUCACUGGUUACUUGAAUGUAGUUUGUUUGUCAAAGAACACAAUUAUAAAUAUAUAUAGAAUAUAUAGAAUUUGCUGUAUAUAUCGCUAAAGAGAAUUAACAGCUAGGGGAGGGUGGGGGAAGAAUUGACUAUGAUAUAUUUUUUACAGUCCACGCCGACAUUGUUCUUAAAAAUAAAUGAAUUUUCCCAAAUGCCAA